Neodiprion virginianus is the source of this 1878-nucleotide messenger RNA. Its product is annotated as piggyBac transposable element-derived protein 4-like. The record is from RefSeq and is a predicted model, not a curated record. Bases 95 to 1870 code for a protein of 591 amino acids. The transcript has 3 exons. Lineage: Eukaryota; Metazoa; Arthropoda; Insecta; Hymenoptera; Diprionidae.
CCCGACGCUUGCUCUGUCCGAGCAGUGACCAUGGUAACCCAACAUAUGACGCUCGUUAUGUGCGAACGGUGACUUAGGUCACUCGCGACUCUUCAUGAGCAGAAUAUAUAUGUUAUCUCCAUGUACGCUUGUCUCGGCUCGCUCAGACGUUCGGAAUAUUUUCACUAUAAUGAAGAGGAAUUGCAAAAGAAGGAAAGGAAACUGUUACUCCAUCGAAAAUGAGAGCAAUGAGAUAUAUGACAAAUCUUCGGACUUCGAUAGCGAUAGUGCAGUCAAUAAUAUUUAUACUAGAAAGAAGCCAAUUCGUCGGAUAAAAGUACUUAGCACGUCAGCAUCAGAAGAUGAUAAUAUUGAAGAUGCUUUGCCAUUAACUUCAUUCCAUAAUAUCCAAUGGACUACGAAGAAUGCUGAAUUAACAUUUUAUAAUUUUGAUCUUUCCAAUUCCGGACUUCAGACAGAAAACUUACAAUUUUCCUCUACAAUAUUACGUUAUUUUGAAUCAUUCUUUUCACCUGAUCUUGUAGGCUUUAUUGUAGAUAAGACAAAUGAGUAUUGGGCACGUAUAGUAAGUGAUAAGACGUGUCAUGUCAAAAUUGGAUCAACUGUUGACGAACUAUACUGUUUUCUCGCUUGUACCUUACUAAUGUCACGAAAUAAAAAAUUAGCGCUUCGUGAAUAUUGGUCCAAGGAUAAACUUUUAAAAUCUGAUAUUUUUAGCGAAAUUAUGUGUAGAGAUAGAUAUUUAGUUUUAUUGAAAAUGUUGCAUUUUAGUGAUGAUAAUCAAAAUUCUUGUGAUCGGUUGCAAAAAAUUAGUAGCGUUUCAAGCAGACUUCAAAAAUCGUUCAAAGAUUUGUUUUAUCCAUUUCAAAAUUUAUGUAUACAUGAAAGUCUAUUAGUGUACAAAGGUAGGCUAUCUUUUAAACAGUAUAUACCGGCCAAGAGAAGCCGAUUUGGCAUCGAAUCAUAUGUAUUAUGUGAUUGUAAAACUGGCUAUGUACUAGAUAUCGUAUAUACGGGCAGUGAAUCACACGUGACAGAGAACAUGGAAAACAUUGGCAAAACAGGAAACAUCGUUUUAACACUUUUGAAACCGUACUUGGGAAAAGGUCAUUCACUGUAUGUUGAUAAUUAUUAUAGCAGUCCCGCUCUUUUUAAUUUAUUACAUACAAAUGUAACGAAUUCUUGUGGAACUGUAAAGCGAAGACGAAAAGGAAUGCCUCUAAUGAACAGAAAAUUAGAAAAAGGCGAGGUUGAUUUUCGGACAUCAAGUAAUUUGCUGGCCCUUAAAUGGCGAGAUAAAAGGGACGUACUUAUGUUAUCUACUUUCCAUACUAGCGAAUUUAUAUCUACAGGAAAAAGAAAUUAUAGGACGCAAGAAAUCGUAUAUAAACCUAAAUGUGUAGUCGAUUAUAAUUUGUCAAUGGGAGCUGUCGACAAAUGUGAUAUGGUCAUAAGUUCUAUUAAAUCCGUUAGAAAAUCUAUAAAAUGGUACAAGAAAUACUUUUUUCAUUUGCUAGAUAUUGCCGUUUGGAAUUCUUAUUGUUUAUAUAAAUACAAAACAGAAAAAGAUAUUUCUAUAGCUGCUUUUCAUCUUGAAUUAGUACGGCAAAUUUUUCGAAAAUAUCAUAAAAACGAUGUUAGACGUAGCGGUCCUAAAUCUGCGGAUAAAUAUCCUUUGAGACUUACUGGUAGACAUUUCCCAGCGAUUUACACUAACGAGAAAACAAAACGAAAAAGUGCACUGAGAAAGUGUGUUGUUUGUAUUAAGAAUGGUGUUCAACGACAAUCACAUUAUCAAUGUAAAACAUGUGACGUAGGCCUUUGCGUAUACCCGUGCUUUCAAACUUAUCAUACAAAAUUACAUUAUUAAAUUAUAAA